Globicephala melas (long-finned pilot whale) is the source of this 6024-nucleotide messenger RNA. It is a transcript of the gene EPHX1, whose product is annotated as epoxide hydrolase 1. Lineage: Eukaryota; Metazoa; Chordata; Mammalia; Artiodactyla; Delphinidae. The record is from RefSeq and is a predicted model, not a curated record. Gene Ontology annotation, molecular function: epoxide hydrolase activity. Gene Ontology annotation, biological process: epoxide metabolic process; arachidonate metabolic process.
AUUCGCCCGGGUCGCUCAGGUUCCAGGGGCGGAGCGCGACUGAACCCGGGUAGCCUCGCCGCCCUGGGCCCGGCCCCGGCCCGCCCCUCUGGGAGGCCGAGCCGGGGCGGGGUCAGCGUGGUGUUGGCAGGGGACGCGCGGAUAGGGAGCAGGGGAACCCGGGGAGCCAGAGCCGGAGGGACCGCGUACCUGCUGCCGCCGAGCCCGGGAGCCAGGAGCAGACGACCGAGUCAUGUGGCUGGAAAUACUCCUCGCCUCAGUGCUGGGCUUUGUCAUCUACUGGUUCGUCUCCAAGGACAAGGAGGAAACUUUGCCACUUGAAGAUGGAUGGUGGGGGCCCGGGGUGAGGCCCACAGCUGGGGAGGACGAGAGCAUCCGCCCAUUCAAGGUGGAAACGUCAGAUGAGGAGAUCAAUGGUUUGGAACUGUCUUCUGGAAACAAACUUUCUCUUGUGCUCUGCCUCAUUCACCUUCUCUACUUGGGGUCCUGCAUUUUGCUCCAGGAUUUACACCAGAGGAUUGACAAGGUCCGUUUAACCCCACCUUUGGAGGACAGCCGCUUCCACUACGGUUUCAACUCCAACUAUCUGAAGAAAGUCAUCUCCUACUGGCGGAAUGAAUUUGACUGGAGGAAGCAGGUGGAGACUCUUAACAGAUAUCCUCACUUCAAGACUAACAUUGAAGGCCUGGACAUCCACUUCAUCCACGUGAAGCCCCCCCAGCUGCCCUCCGGCCAGACCCCAAAGCCCUUGCUGAUGGUGCAUGGCUGGCCUGGCUCCUUCUACGAGUUUUAUAAGAUCAUUCCGUUGCUGACUGACCCCAAGAACCAUGGCCUGAGCGAUGAGCAUGUUUUUGAAGUCAUCUGUCCAUCCAUUCCUGGCUACGGCUUCUCAGAGGCAUCUUCCAAGAAGGGCUUCGACUCAGUGGCCACUGCCAGGAUCUUUUAUAAGCUGAUGCUGCGGCUGGGCUUCCAGCAAUUCUAUAUUCAAGGCGGAGACUGGGGAGCCCUGAUCUGCACCAACAUGGCCCAGCUGGUGCCCAGCCUCCCCUGGCCCUUCUCUGCCCUCAGCCACGUGAAAGGCCUGCACUUGAACAUGGCAUUCAUUUUAAGAAAUUUCUACACCCUGACCCUUCUCCUGGGACGGCGUUUUGGGAGGCUUUUUGGCUACACCAAGAGGGAUAUGGAGCUGAUGUACUCCUUAAAGAAGAUCUUCUUCAACUUAUUGAGGGAGAGCGGCUACCUGCACAUCCAGAGUACCAAGCCGGACACCGUAGGCUGUGCUCUGAAUGACUCUCCCGUGGGACUGGCUGCCUAUAUUCUAGAGAAGUUUUCUACCUGGACCAAUCCAGAGUUCCGAGACCUGGAGGAUGGAGGCCUGGAGAGGAAGUUCUCCCUGGACGAUCUGCUGACGGGUGUGAUGCUCUACUGGACGACAGGCACCAUCACCUCCUCCCAGCGCUUCUACAAAGAGAACAUGAGGCUGGACAAUAGGCACGAGGGGAUAAAGGUCCACGUGCCCAUGGGCUUUGCUGCCUUCCCUUGUGAGGUAAUACACGUCCCAGAAAAGUGGGUGAAGUCCAAAUACCCGAAACUCAUCUCUUAUUCCUACAUGCCCCGUGGGGGCCACUUUGCUGCCUUUGAGGAGCCAGAGCUGCUCGCCCAGGACAUCCACAAGUUCGUGGGGCUGCUGGAGCGGCAGUGACCCCGGCGGGGACCGGCUGUCACCUCGCAGGCAGCCCCUGCCCUGGCAUGGCAGGCUUCCUCCCGACACCCACUGUUUUCCCCGGAAGCCCCCGGUCUCCCAGCCCAGCUCCCAGUAGAAGUGAGGCUGGCAGGGAGGCCCCCUCCCAGUCCUCUGUUGGCGGAGUUGCCCCUUUCCCCAGGAAUGUGCUUGCUUCCAUCCCCUGCCCGUGCUGGGACCCCGUGCUCACCCCUCCACACACACUCCCCACACACUUUGUUAAGCAACAUGGCUUUGAUGAUAAAUGAUUUUCCUUCUAAGAGCGGCUGGAACAAGUGACAUGUUGAGCCCCUGCCCCACGUGGGGUGCCCCUUCCAGCAGAGCUGCCAGGUCUGCACUGGGGCCCUUGCUCCAGCCUGGCCAGGAGAGGCAGGAUGGGCCGCUGGGGCCGGCGGGAGGCCACUCUGUCUUCCCAGGUGCCGCCCGAGGCAGCUCUGAGCAGAGGCAGUGAGGCCGAGUGACUGCCGGGGACCUGCCCACCUCGCCUGGGCGGGGAUGGAAGCGGCCUCCCAGCUCUGCCCACCGGCACCCAUCACACCAGCUUGUGCCUCUGGCAGUAGGGAGGCAGCUUCUCUGGCAAGUGCCCAAAGGUGCGUCCCAAGCCGCAGGAUCCCGUGGGGCGAGAAAAAGCAAGAGGCUGUGCCCCUCCUUCUGUGGCCAUAGCUCUCCCUUGGCUUCAAGGAGGCCCUGAGCACUGCUCCCUUUGGAGGGAACAGACAGAUGGAAUCAAGGGCUGGAGGCUGAGCCCCACGCACUGGGCCCCGAAGAGGCAGCAUCUCACCAGUCUGGCUGAAUGGGCAUUUUAUUAGUGGUCCUCAUUGUCUCUGCCAGCUGCAGGGGACCCUAACCCAGCCACAGUGUCACUGGCAACGUGACAGAAAAACACAGAACCAUGGCAGGGACGUAGAGGAGACUGGGGCAGCCCAGCACCGGCCCGCUCCCGUCCUGUGCCCUGCGGCUCGCUCCUGGGGGCCAGGGGCAGGGGUGUGAAGGGCCUGAUAGCCAGAAGGGGAAGCUGGGAUGGACCUGGACCAUCAUCUGGCACCCAUCUCAGGCCUGUGGUUGCUGCAGACUCUUUGGUUAUCAGUUGCAUGUGUGCCCGGAGGAGGGGGGCAGUGUCUGAAUGCUCAGAGGGAGAAGGUCUUCCACAUGGUACCUCCCCCUCUUGCUUGAUACAGUCACCACACUAAUGGGUUGGAGGAACACAGUGCCAACACACGAUCCUGCUGAAAACCGUCAGGGGCACCAUCCCAGCCACAGAGCUGAGCACUGAUGCAGAAGGGGGACUUGGAAAUAAACAGAGCCUCGGGCAAGCAAGGGAGAGUCCAGAGCUGCACAUCCUGCCCUUACCACUGCUAGGACUGGAAAAGACCACCACCUGAUGGCAGUCCCGCACUUCCGCCUCAGCCAGGGGCCAGAGUCCCUUUCUGCUCCCAUCUUGUUAGAGCUGUUGUGCUUAAAACAGGUGGAAAGAAGUCCUGACUUGGUUGAGGUUGGAGUCAAGCCACUUCUCCACCUGUGUCUCUUCCCCUCCCCACUCCCCGGGUCUGGACCAGCCCGGCAGCUCCCCGGCCCUCAGGCCUCCUGGCGGGCGGCCGCCACGCCGUCCGCAGGGCUCUGAUCCAGGCACUGCCGUGGGACAGUCCCACUGAUGUUGUGGAUGGCGAUGGCACCGUAGGUCUGCUGCUGCUGCGGGGACAGGGCUGUUUUCUCCGAGGACAAGCUGUUCAGAAUCCGGGGCACGUAGGACUGCCAACAAAUGGGGGUGUUAGUGCUUGGGUGGGGUGGGCACGAGAGUCCCUAUCCCGUUCCUCCCCUACCGCCCCGCCUCCCUGCAGCCGGAAGACACACAGAAUGCUCGUGAAGGACACAUAAAGAAAUAACAUCAACCUAGGACAUCAGGACCUAAACUACGCCAACUGCAGAUUUUCCUAACAGCCAGAGCAAAUCAGAACACACAGUCACAGUUCUCCUGGUCAUAGAGAAGAAAGCGCACACACCAAUUUCUCAGAGGAAACAAAACUCUUCCUGGCACUGGAUUCUAGAAGAACUUCUCACUCUAUGUAGGAAACAGCUCUGUCUACACAGGGCAGGCUUAGAAUGCUGUCAGCGGGACUUCUGAGCAGCUGACCGACUCUGCAGGUUCUGUUUCCUCUCAAUCCCAGACUCCAGCUGCCGACCUGAACCAGGCUGGGAACGAGGGAUCUGCAUCAUCCCCCUGCCCUGUCUGGCAGGCACAGUCACAGGUGUGCCUCUGGGUAAUGAAGCUUCCUGAAACCUCCUCUGGGGCUGGUCCAGAGACAGACACUGACACCCGAGAGGGAGCCACUGGAAAGAAUGCCGCUGCUGAUCUAGAUCGGCGCUGUCCCAGCCCUGUCUGUCAGGCCGGGCGGUCACAGCUCCGGGAGCCUGUGGCUCCACGCUCCUUUCCCAACCCCACCCUAGGAGCAGGACCCUGGAGGCCGGAAGCAGGGAGAACCAGGAAGGAAAGGAGUCCUGGUGUCUCUCUAACACUGUGCCUCCCCUCCAUAGCAGGUAAAAUGUUCAUUUGUUGAAUUCAGAGGGGAGUUAGUGUGACACCCUCUAGGUGCCUAGCAAAGGACCUCACACAGGCAGGUGCUGGCGAAAUGCUCUGAUAAAGCUUCAUCAAACCGCAGGGCCUUGCCAUAUGGCUUCGCUAAAGGCCCAAGCUCACCAAGCAUUAAAUAUGCAGAGAAGGAAAGUGAGCAGGCAACUGAAACCGAGGGAGAUGGGUAUACAUCAAGGCAAAACUAAUUAUCUUCUGGUGAUGGGUGUGGCUUCACACAUGCAAGAGAAAACAUCCGGAGGGACCAGGGAUUCCUUCUCAAAUGAUGUUAAUUCAGAAACCCGCCUGGCACGUGAUCAAGGGACUUCUGUCUUAACAGGAGAGGAUCAGAGCAGGUUUGCAGGGCCCAUCUGGUCGGGGCCGGUGCAGAUGCUCACGCUUGGCUAAGAACCGCACUUACUGUGAACGGUGAUGGCACGUGGGCCCCUGCCUCACUUCCUUUGUCACUUGCCGAUUCUUCCGUCUGCAGACAACAGCAAAAACUUGCAAUGAUAAACAAAACCGAUCUUCCUGAACUAACACCCUCUAAACAAACAGACUAUUAACACCCAGAAUAAUAGUACCAGCUGGCACAAAGCUCCCCGCGGCAGCCCAAGAGAGGAUGGUGUGGGCAGUGCAGGGAGCAGGGAAGGGGGCAGGGAGGGAAGCUACACAUCACACCCAGCUACCCACGCCUUGCCCGUGGAUAAAUAAAAUCUGGAGAGGGCCGUUGAUCUGUUGAUCUGGGAAGAGGUGGAGACGGGAUGGAGAAAGAAGCCACCAUCUUCUCCUCCCAGACCCUGGCUGGGCAGCAGGGGGGGAGGGGCCCUUUACCUUGUAGUUCAGAGGGCUGAGGUGCUUGAAGCAUCCAAAGCAGGUGUAGGCCAGGCAGACCAGGAUGGUAAGCAGAAGCACCAGGAAGGUGAACACGGUGAGGGGAGCCUUCAGACCUGCGGACAGAGAGAUGCCAGCCUUGGCGGGGGGGAGGUCACACCUGGUGCAGGAACCGUGUGUGGCUUCUCCCUCAGGCCGAAGACGAAGAGAAGGCAUCAGCCACCCCCUUCCCACCAUCUCCAGCAGCUGGGAUGGCAUCUUCACAGGCAGGGGCACAAAGAGUGACCCACUGAACAGCUGGCGUUAUCCCUGGUCGGAUUUCAGGUACUGGGGCACCGGGUCAAAGGCAAGUUGCCAGCUUCCUUGCCGGGUCAGUUCCCUCCAGUCUCCAGUGCCCUCGGCAGAGUCACACAUCUCUUCUGCCUCUUCCUUUUUCUCAAGAGUGGCAGUUCUCCCUCCUGCGUGUCCCCACUGCCUCCACACCGUGAAGUGUGAGGACCUGGGCCCAUCCACACCCGCAAAGAGCAUCACGGACGAGCUUCCCCCUCUCUGGUUCAGCCCCUUCAUAGCUGGUAAAGGGACCAUCUUCUCUGUCAGGCUGUCUGGGGCAAUCGCCCUGGCCUUCACCAGGUUACACCUGACCUCAGGAUAGCUUGGAACUGGGCUGUCGGCGCUGUACCCAACCAGCCCUCACCCUUGGGGUACCACCUUCUGAUUGGACACCGAGUUGAUGCUCUUAAAACAGGAAGGGAUUUGAGUGGCUGGUGUGGAUACGGGAAUAGGAGGCUGGGUGUUGCCUCCUGCCCUCCACCCCCGCCCUAGUCAGGCCACUCACCCAGGCGCAGGAAGGAAAAGAAGUAGAGCCAGAAGAGGCACAGGAUGG